AAAUUAUUUAUCUCUGUGGUGUGCGGCGUGUGCGUUAUUUUUUGUGCGUGUGUGUGCGUGCGUUCGAGUUUUAAGAGUUAAGAGUUUAAGUCCGUCGUCGGUGUGUUGCGUGACUACGUCUCUCUCGCUCGCACUAGUCUUCCAUCACGAUAUUAUUAUUGGUAAUUUUUACGUGCUCGUCGUGCCGCGCGUUUCGUUGAAAAUGGCGUUUUCCACCACCGUGAGACGUGACGAGUGACGUCGAGUGCUGUUCGUCAGAUUCGAGUGCGUACCCAGUUGAACCGAGCAGUCCGUCCGCCCAGCGCGCGACGCGUUUUCCGUCCCGUCCGUCACUCACGUUAGGCCCGUCCAUCUAGCACGUACGACCCGGCGUUUAACGACAAUCAAACAUGCUUGGCGCUUAGUGCCCGCCAGUCGUCAGUGGUCAGUCCGUCUCGUGUCAAGUCCAACGCCCGUGACCAGUAAAGUACGGCUGCAAGACUUACGCAACUUCAACGUUCUUAUCUCGCAAACGCUCACCGGCCGUUGUUAUUAUUUUUGUUGUUGUUGUCGUGAUCAUUCGUCGUUUCUGGGCGAGCACAGCCAUGGAAGUCGUCGAAGUUAACGAUUACCAGUGCCAUUCCGACGGCGAAGAGGUCGUCCUGCUGGACCUGGACAAGGCGAACGGUGCCGAAGACUCACCCGAGGUUCACGAAGUGACCGUCGACGACGCUAGCGGCAUGGAUGUUAUAGAGACGUGCGAAGAUGACUCGCAAGAUCGCAUGGAGAUCACCGACGUCGUCAUUGAAAUAAUUCCAAACGAAGAGGGCAGUGCGUCUGUUGAUCCUAUCACUGAUGGUAAUGUCUCUGUAUCCACUGUGAACAAUGUGUCUAACGACCAGACAGCAGAUAAGGAAGAUGACACUCAAAUGAUUGUCGAUGUGGAAGACAAAGUUAUUGAGCCGAUGAAGGAAGUAAAUGAAAUCGAAGAACCCGAUAAAAGCAACAACGACAUUACAUCUGACGUUUCAGGCACUUCUGAAUCUGCCACUAUGGAUAAAGAAGAUGCUGUGAAAAUUAAUGAAGUCAACAAUAAACCUAUUAAGAGUGUAGUAAAUGAAACUAAAAAAGCUGAUGGUUCUUUAGUUUUAACAAAAGAUAAAGUAACCGUUACAAUUCCCCAACAUAUCGCUGGACGUGAUAUGGCGUCUUUGUCUGAAGAAACACUCCCUCGUUCUGGAAAACGAAUGUUAAAACCUAGAUUUGGUGUUAAAGUACCUUACAUUCACAUGACAAGCCAAAUCGUAACCCAAGAUGAAAUAGCUAAGGAGUUAUUUGAAAGAUUUCAACAAAAGUAUCCAAUAACACGUGUUGAUAAACCAGACAAACUCUUUCCAAUGAAAUUAUCACACCGACUGUCUAAUAACAUUUCUGGAUCAAAAACUCCAGAUGGAAAAUCAAAAGACGUAACUAAAAGCCCCAAAAAAUUAUCGAAUAUUAAAAAUGAAUUAUUGAAUAAAAAAACUGAUGUAGACACAAGUAGUAAACCAACAAUAAGUAAACCUGAUCUUAAUAACAAACAAGAUGUUAAAGUACCAAGUUCGACACAAUCCAUAGAAAAUAAUUUAAACAAUAUUCAAAGUCCGGAUGUUCAGAAAUCCAAUAAUAUUUCUAAAGAACCUGUAGAAGUUAACGAUUCCAAACAUAUUGAACAAAUUACUAAUACCCUUCAAAUUUUAGAUCAGUCUGCUGAUCAACAAGUCAAUAAUGUGUCUGAAGAUAAAAAUGAUGAAAAAAUAUCUUCUAAUGAAGAGUUAAUUGCUAUACUCGAAGAUUUUGAGACUAUUGAAACACCAGAUACAAACGGUAACCAAGUUACAGAAGUACCAUUGGCAGUGCCGAUACCAGCACCAGCACCAACACCUCUAAAACCACCAGUAAUUAAAAAGAAAAUAAUGCGAAGCACUACCAGAACUAAAAGAUCUAAACCAAAAUUGGACCCAGAGUUAGAAAAGCAAAUAGCUUUAAAACAGCUUCAAGAAGUUUCAAGACCAAAAAGAUUUGAUUCUCUUUAUGCUAAAAGAAAAAUAGAAAUUGAUAAGAAAUUAUUAGCCAAAAAUGAUCUUGGUUCUGUUUUAAAACGUAAGAAACCAACACCCGAUGAUGUACCUGAAGUUAAAAUAGCUAUUGAUCAAUAUAUUAAAUCAUAUACAGACAAACGUCAAUCAAUCAUUAAAGUGGAACCAAUUUCCAAUGAUGAGACUGUUAGUGAGAAUACUGAAGAAGAAAUUGUGCCUGAAAUUAAAACUAAUGAUGUCGUUAAGGCAAGGACAAUGAGAGAAAUAAAUCGUCUUUUGGGUGAUGAAGGAGCAAUAAAUAUGAUUUAUUCUCUUGAAAAAAGAAGAUCUCCCGGAAAUAAUAAUGCAAAGAAUAUUCUUCCCUCAACUAGGCGCAAGAAAAAAGACUUAAUGUUGAAAACUAAAUUAGUUAAAAAUGCCAUGCUUAAAAUGAGUUCCCCAACUACUGCGUCAUUGUCAUCUAAUCGCCUUGGGCGGCGUUCAGAUGUGUGUACUCCAUCUAUUUCACCUGAGAAUAAGUGUACAAGAAAAACUUCUAUAGAUUCACAAGGUUCUGAUCAGUCAAUAAAAUGUUUGGGAAAUUUCUCUGGUAGAAAAACAAUUCCAGCUGACGAGUCUAAAAUUAUCAGAAAACAUUCGUCUAGUAGUGAAGCAUCUAGUGUUGGUGGUAGCCCAAUACUUCCAGUUCCUGAAGCAAUACCUAUUAAUAACUCAACUAUUAAACAUACACCUGUAAAAGCUUUGAGAGUAUAUACCCGAAAAAAUAAAAACUCCAAUGAUAUACUAUUGAAUUCAAGUGAUCCACCAUUGGUUGAAGUAAGCAAAGGAACAAACAAAAGUUUGGCUAAAACCAAGAAUUCUAACAACCAAAAAGUUAAAAAACAAUUAGUACCAGCAUCAACAAAACUUUCAAGAUCAUUAGCAGAAAGCAUCAAAAAAGAGGUUGAAGAUACUACUUAUAAUGAAAUCACUUUAAGACGUUAUGAUGGAGUAGUACAUAUUACAUUAACACCAGUUUCAACUGUUAUGAAAAAUGCUUUAAAUAUAUCAGUAAUGGAAGAAUUGAUGAAAGAGUUGAAUAAUUUAGAAAAUGAUGAUACUUGUAAAGUGGUUCUAGUAUCUUCGGCUGGCAGAAUAUUUUGUCAAGGUUUGGAUAUAGCACCUCUUAUACAUGAUGAUCCAGAGAAAUGUAAAGAAGCAGCUUUAAACAUUUCAUCUACUCUUAAAAAAUUUAUCUCAUGCUUAAGUAAUUUUCCCAAAUUACUUGUAGCUGGUGUGGAUGGAGCAGCAGUUGGACUUGGUGCUACUAUGCUAGUCCACUUUGACUUGGUUUUUGCUAGUGAUAAAGCAACUUUUGAAACACCUUAUACACAACUUGGUCAUAUUGCCGAAGGUGCAGCCACAACUAUUUUAGGUAGACUUUUAGUCGCUGAAAUGAUUAUGGGUAGUCAGAGAUUAACUGCUGGCCAAGCUCACUAUUAUGGACUGGUGACCAGAACACUAUGGCCAGAUCGAUUCCACGAUGAAUUAAUACCAUUGGUCAAAGCAUUAGCUAGACAAUCAUUACAGGCAAUGAUAACUUCUAAAGCUCUUCAAAAACAAGAAACCAAAGAAAAAUUGGCAAAGGCAUUAGAGUCUGAAACACAUAUCUUAGUACAGCAAUGGACUGGUGAUGAAUGUCAACAAAACUUACAAGCAUACUUGAAAGAUGCUGUUGACAACAUUAAUAACUAAUUAUAUAAUGAAUUUAUAAUUUAUUUAGUGUUAACUGUGCGGCCUCAAAAGUUAAUAUUUUUAUGGGGUUAAAAAGCUACUCAUCGGAAACGCUGUAUAGAGAUUUAGCUGUUGUUGAUAGGUAGCCAAUAUCUAAAUUAUAGAGGAUUUAGAAUAACUUUUAUACUCUAAUUAUUUCCAACUGAUCAUUUUUAUAACUAACAAUUGUAUUUUAUUUUAAUUAGGUUUUUUGGUUAGAUUAUUGAUUGUAAGCAAUUACUUAUAACUAUACCUUAGCAAUUUUUUAUUUUCAACCAAUAAAGGGUGCAUUUCACUGGCAUUUAUUAUAGAAAAAGACAAUAUCACGUUUUGGCUCUUUACUUUUCAUUGAUAUUUUAUUACAUUUUAUUUUUUUGAGCACCGGCAUUUAUAAUUUUUUUUUUAUAUAUAUAAUAAUGAUUGAUGUAUAUUAUUUUAAAAUAACAAUACAAAACUUUAAUUAUGGUACUCCUAUUUUGUUUAGGUGUAUUUAUUUAAAAUGUUUAAGUUUGAACUACUUUAGUAUACAAUUUAUGUUAUUUUCUCAUACAUUAUUUAUU
Messenger RNA from Diuraphis noxia (Russian wheat aphid), 4369 nucleotides. RefSeq lists its product as uncharacterized. The record is from RefSeq and is a predicted model, not a curated record. Lineage: Eukaryota; Metazoa; Arthropoda; Insecta; Hemiptera; Aphididae.